Aureobasidium melanogenum CBS 110374 is the source of this 1098-nucleotide messenger RNA. RefSeq lists its product as uncharacterized. The transcript has 4 exons. Lineage: Eukaryota; Fungi; Ascomycota; Dothideomycetes; Dothideales; Saccotheciaceae. The coding region runs from base 1 to 1098 and encodes 365 amino acids. The record is from RefSeq and is a predicted model, not a curated record.
AUGGAUUCAACUGCUGCCAAAAUCCAGGCUUUGGGAGAUCUAGAAUUGGCCGUCUUGCUCUGUCUGGUAGCCCAGCAACACUGUAUAAUAUCCACUCAGAAUAUCUUAAUCGACAGCCUGGCACAUGAACUUCAGCUAAUUGCUACUAACAUCUUUGGUCUCUCGUGUGCCUUGGUCAACUGUUCACCCACGACUACUCUUGACGACUUCAAAGAGUCUAUCCUGGUUGAUGUUCCAGAUACAUCUGAUGACCAUGUACUGUCUUCUACCCAUCUAUCACUCCCCUCAUUCAACCACGCCACUUCUAGGCACACCUUUUUUCGUAAUCAGUCUGGCACGAGCAAUGAACUUGACGAGCGGAAAAUUGCCGACAUUAUCAUCGCAAAAGAUCUAAACAUGGCAGGCAGUAACGUCCAGACUCAGGCUUUAGAGCUCAUGCGUACCAAAAGACUGUUCAGUCACACCGCUAUGCACGGUACCUCCAAGCACUUCCUCUUCCUCGCUCUACAGGCAUCAGAGUCCAAGUCCAAGCUCGCUUUUCAUCUUAACGACAUGUUUGCCAUCUCACAUCACCAUACCGAAGACGAUGGCUUCCCAAACCUUGAAGAACAGGAGUUCAAGGAUCCAUCACAGUUGGAUGAUGCUGCAUCCAUCUCGUCAAUCGUCAAGCAUCCUUUUCCCAACCAAGAGACCCUUCCCGACUCUCCCACAAUCACGCCCGACGAGAUCCAGAACUUGCGUUCUGCUGUCACAAGUGUUCGCGUAAGCGCUGAAGUGGCUGCCUACCUCCACAAUAUUGUCAUCUUCAUGCGUCUGAAUCGCUUCGUGGCAGGAGGCAUCUCUGCCUAUGCUACUCGACAUUUCCGAGCCAUUGUCCAUGCUCUUGCACCUUUGCACAACCUCAGAUACGUUCCACCCUCAUUGGUCGCGUUGGCAGCAAGGAAGGUUUAUGCUCAUCGCUUGAUCUUAGCUACUCCAAACACCGAAAGGAGCAUGCAAUGGGGAAGCGACUAUCGUGCGGUCGAACAAGUCUUAAAGGGUGUCACCGUCGAGGAUGCCAUUGAGUCAGUUCUCUCGAGUGUUGAAGCGCCGCUCUGA